AUGUUUGUCACUUCGAAUACAGAUACUUUGAAAUGUCCCAUUACUUUUGAAUUAUUUCGCGAUCCCGUUACUGGCCAAGAUGGUCAUACAUACGAACGAGAUGCGAUUAUAACAUGGCUCCAAAAAAAUGGUGCCAGUCCGCAGACACGUGAGCCAAUGACUAUUGAUUCAUUACGACCAAAUCAUAUUGUCAAACAACUCGUUGAUGAAUUCAAAUCAUCAUCAUUACAGAAACAUUUUCUUUUCAGAUUUGGUAUUGAUAUAAGAAAAGCAGGAAAACGACCUAUCUUUCAAACACAAGGAAAAUCUAUUUAUAGAGCUGAAUGGAUAUCAAAACCUGGUCCUGACGUUGUUCUACUGAAAAUCGAAGGAGCUAAAGCAAAUCGAGAAGCAGGAUAUUAUGUUCAACUUGGUUCUCACCCUCAUAUUGUUCACACAUAUGGUAUGGUGGAAAAUGAUUUCAACGCUCUUAUGCUUGUACAAGAAUAUGCCACUGAAGGUGAUCUUGCAGAACUUUUAAAAGAAAACGAAUUUCAGCCAUCAAAAUUAGUUCUAUUAGAAAUAUUUUUACAAAUUAUUGAUGCAAUGGUUUAUCUUGCUAAUUAUGGUAUUGUACAUGGUGAUCUUGCUUGUCGUAAUGUAUUAGUUUUUCGUCUUCAUAAUUCCAAUCCACAAGAAAAUUUAGUCAAGUUGACUGAUUUUGGUUUAACACGUGCGAGUGCAUUAUAUUCUGUUGUUGGUAGUACAGCAUCAACAACACUUGUUGUUGUUCCUCUAAGAUAUGCUGCACCAGAAAUUCUACUCAGUGCAGGUCUAUCAAAUUAUUCUGAAAAAUCAGAUGUCUAUUCAAUGGGUAUUUUAAUGUGGGAAGCCUGUUCUCAAGGACAAUUACCUUAUGGAUCAAUUGAAGAUGAUAGUGAAGUUUGUAGAUUUAAAAUUGAAGGAGGCAUCUUGAGUCAACCUGAGAAUUGCGAUGAAAAACUAUGGAACAUAAUGGUUCAGUGUUGGCAUCAACAAUCAGGAGCUCGCUCAACAUUCAAAAUGCUGAAAGAAUCUUUAUGUGAGUUAUCGGUACAAUCAGCAGCAUUUCACCUUAAAAAUGUUAAAAACAAAAGCAUCAAGAAUAAAAUGCCAACUAUCGUUCACAACACAACUGAUAGUCAUGUACAAAGAAAAGCAGGCACACGCAUAGAUUCUCCGAUGUCUAAUGAAAAUCCUCUGAUGAAGACAACGAUUAUCUGCAACUUUUGCAAUAGCUAUUUGCCUGGUCUUGGUAAAUUUAUUCAUGAUCAGACUUUCAGGAUGCUCAAUCUCAAUGGGAAACAAAUUGACGACGAGGCCUUACAACAUGUGGCUAGUAUUCUAGCAGACCAUAAAACAUUGAUAGAAUUUAAUCUAAGUAACAAUCACAUCGGCCAUAAAGGAGCUCGACAUCUAGCGAGAGCUCUGCGCAAUAAUCAAACACUCACAAAACUGAACCUUCUAAACAAUAGCAUUGGAGAUAUAGGAGCUCAAUAUUUGGCUGAGGCAAUACACACAAAUAAGGAACAAAACAAACUAAAUGAUUUACUAAUGCGAGUCAAACCAUGGGAUGCACGAAUCCUUCCUGAGACACUGCGAACUAAUCAAACAUUGACAACGCUAAACCUUUCCAGCAAUUACAUUGGACCUUCAGGUGUGAUGCAUCUUGCAGGAGCACUAGGGAUUAAUCAGACAUUGACAACAUUAAAACUCAAGAAAAAUCACAUUGGUGAUACAGGGCUACAGUAUCUUGCAGAAGCACUACGAAGUAAUCAAACAUUGACAACGCUUGGUCUUUCACGCAAUACCAUUGGUAAUGCAGGAGUACAAUAUCUUGCAGCUGCACUAGAAAAGAAUCAAGCAUUAAAAAACCUUAGUAUUUCCUACAAUGACAUUGAAGAUGCAGGAGUACAGUAUCUUGCAGAGGCAUUGCAAGGCAAUCAGACAUUGACAAGACUGAAUCUUCGAGAAAAUCAUAUUUGCCAUAGAGGAGCACAGAAUCUCGCAGAAGCACUACAAAAUAAUCGGGCGUUGGACACACUACAACUCGAAACGAACCAAAUUGGUGAUAAGGGGGUGCAACAUUUUGCAGAAGCACUAAGAACUAAUCGGGUCCUUAAGUUAUUAGAUCUUUCAUGCAAUAAUAUUGGUGUUGCAGGAGCACAGUAUCUCGCACGAGCUUUAGAGAAUAAUAAAAUAUUGGCAAAAUUGAGUCUCCGGAACAAUCUUAUUGGUGAUUUGGGAUUGCAAUAUCUCGCAGAAGGCCUACAUAAUAACCGGAGCUUGAUAACCCUAGAACUUAACUCGAAUAAUAUUGGCGAUAGUGGACUAAAAUAUCUCGCAGAAGCAUUACUGAACAAUCAGGCAUUGACAACACUCGAUCUUAGUGAAAAUCGCAUUUGCGACGAAGGGGUACAAUAUCUUGCAGAUGCACUACGAAAUAAUCAGAAAUUGAUAACAUUGGAUCUUCGAAAGAAUAGCAUUGGCCCUUCAGGAGUACAAUAUCUCGCAGAAGCACUGCGAAAUAAUCAGACAUUGACCACAGCGGAACUCGACUGGAAUCAACGUGGUCACCCAGGAGUACAAUAUCUUGCCGAAGUACUACGGAAUAAUCAGACGCUGAAAGCACUGCUUCACGAAGAUUCAUCGAUAUAA
Rotaria socialis is the source of this 2676-nucleotide messenger RNA. The record is from the annotation of a GenBank genome assembly. NCBI's taxonomy places the organism in Eukaryota, Metazoa, Rotifera, Eurotatoria, Philodinida, Philodinidae.